Molecule: messenger RNA, 1055 nt
Organism: Fimicolochytrium jonesii
Lineage: Eukaryota; Fungi; Chytridiomycota; Chytridiomycetes; Spizellomycetales; Powellomycetaceae
Exons: 2
Coding region: 239-886 (215 amino acids)
Source: RefSeq, a predicted model, not a curated record
AGCUGCUGCGGGUUUCAGUUUUGCCUUUGAUGCGGAGGCUUUUUUCGAUUUCGGCUUGGGUGCUUCUAGUUCUGUCUCUGGUUGUUCUUCCUCGGAUUCGCUUUCCGGUAUCUUUGCUGCUGCCGUUUUCGGUUUCCUUUGAGCAGUGGUGGUCUUUUGUAUUUUGGCGACUGGGGCUGUGGGAAUCAGAGUUGAAUGUCAGACAGCAGCUCUCAAAUCAAAAUACCGCCAUGCUGAGAUGUCGCUAACCACGGUUCAAAAGUUCAUCCUCAGACUGAUCCUCAACCAAAACGUUCUUCUGAGCAGCAACGGUCAAUCCCUUCUUAUUCUUCUCCGUCUGCUUCCGACCCGCAGGAGCAGCAACCACAGGUCUCGUGUUGUCAUCAUCUGCAACCGAAACGGCACCCGCUAUCCAGAAGUCCUUUGGCUUGGUUCUCUGCCGUUUGCGAGAGGGCGAGCGGGGCGCUUCGCGAGGUGGCGAGACUGCUUCUUUUGCUGCUGCCGUGGUGGUGGUGCGGUUCCGCGUGCUUGUCUGUUGCGACUUUGCGUUCAAGGAUUUCUCUCUUUUUUCUAUCGCACGAUGGAGUGCGAACGAGACGCGAGGAACACGCGAGAUCGGCUGCCUUCUCUAGGCGGUUUCGAGAGAAAGAGUGCGACGUACCUUCUCACCGAUUGCCUUGCGCUUUGCCACCAUCCUGCGUGCCUGUUGCCGGAGCGUUCUGUUGUGGGUGGUGUCGGCUGGAGGGCGCCUCCCAAUGUCGGUGUGUUCCAGGUGUUCCUCGGCCGAAAAACGCGUUGGGGGAAAGACGCCCUUCGGACAGACGCAGGACGGAGGGACACCGUGCGAACCAGCGUGCGAACGCUGGGAAAGCCGCUUUCCGCAUAGCGACACACAGACAGACACACGAUUGCACCUGCAAGCAGACCCCAGGAGCAGCAAGCAAGAGUUGGCCUGUGUUGCUACUGUCUACCGUCGCUCCUUACAGACUGCACACUACAGUCACAAGUCAUUGGAAUCAUUCACUAUUGACGGAAAACUGCGCCCAGAACAGCGA